CGCGACGCGCCCCGCGCAUGCCCGGGACGCAGCCACGGUACCUUGGGCGCUCGCGCCGGGUCGCGGAGCGCGGGUUGCUCUGCCACCGUCCGGCAUGAAGGGCUGGGGUCUUGCUGCUGCCUCCUCGUCGCUCCAGCGCCAUGGAAUGCCUGCGGAGCUUGACCUGGCUCCUGCCCCGCGCGGUGGGGCUGCCCCGGCGCACCCUGUGUGCUCUGGCCUUGGGCCUGACCCCUGCAGCUCGCCCUGUUGCUGCUUGCGUCCGCGCAGCCGAACUACUCGGAGGGAGCCGGGCCGCGCUGCUGUGCGGGCCCCGCCGGCUCCGCGUGGCAGGUGAAGUGCACCGGUUUAGAACUUCUGAUGUCUCUCAAGCCACUUUAGCCAGUGUAUCCCCAGUGUUUACUGUGACAAAAUUUGACAAAGAGGGAAAUGUUACUUCUUUUGAAAGGAAGAAAACUGACUUAUAUCAAGAAUUAGGUCUUCAAGCAAGAGAUUUGAGGUUCCAGCAUUUAAUGAGCAUCACAACCAGAAACAAUAGGAUUAUCAUGAGAAUGGAGUAUUUGAAAGCUGUGAUAACUCCAGAGUGUCUCCUGAUAUUAGAUUAUCGUAAUUUAAAUUUGGAGCAAUGGCUAUUCCGGGAACUCCCUUCACAGUUGGCUGGAGAGGGUCAGCUUGUCACAUACCCUUUACCAUUUGAGUUUAGAGCUAUUGAAGCACUCCUGCAGUAUCGGAUCAGCACCCUUCAGGGGAAACUUAGCAUUUUGCAGCCACUGAUACUUGAGACGUUGGAAGCUUUAGUGGAUCCCAAACAUUCUUCUGUAGACAGAAGCAAACUUCACAUCUUGCUACAAAAUGGCAAAAGUCUAUCAGAGUUAGAAACAGAUAUUAAAAUUUUUAAAGAGUCGAUUUUGGAGAUCUUGGAUGAAGAAGAGUUGCUAGAAGAGCUCUGUCUAACAAAAUGGAGUGACCCACAAGUCUUUGAAAAAAGCAGUACUGGAAUUGACCACGCAGAAGAGAUGGAGUUGCUCUUGGAAAACUACUAUCGAUUAGCUGAGGAUCUUUCCAAUGCAGCUCAUGAACUUAGGGUACUGAUUGAUGAUUCACAAAGUAUUAUAUUCAUCAAUCUAGACAGCCACCGUAAUGUGAUGAUGAGGUUGAACCUGCAGUUGACCAUGGGAACCUUCUCUCUUUCGCUCUUUGGACUAAUGGGAGUUGCUUUUGGAAUGAAUUUGGAAUCGUCCCUCGAAGAGGACCAUAGAGUGUUUUGGCUGAUUACAGGAAUCAUGUUCAUGGGGAGUGGCCUGAUCUGGAGGCGUUUACUGUCAUUCCUUGGACGACAACUCGAAGCUCCUUUGCCUCCUGUGGUGGCCUCUUUACCUAAAAAGACUCUCCAGGCAGAUAGAAGGAUGGAAAUGAAACACACCUUCAGGCCGGAUGGACUUGGAUCAAGCAGGAGCCUCCUCACAAACCGUUAGAAACAACCUGGUGGAUGCUGAAUUAUUUUUUAUGGUAGUCACAGGAAACUUCAGAUACUCUUUUAAUACUUUCUUUUAUAGAGUCAGAGUCUUGAAAAAAAUCACUGACAUUUAAAUUAUAAGUCUGUGGUAAAAAUACUAUGGCAGUCAUCAUACUGGAACUUAAUUGCAUUUUCUGCAAUUAAGAAUUCUGAGUAAAGCAGCAAGGUGCUUGCUUUGUAAAAGGCCAAAAUUCUAUUUCCUACAAACUUAAAAAGCUGUUUUUAUAGACACGAUGUGAGGCAUGGAGAGAUUAACUUAACAAAAGAAUAGAUUUUAUUUUAUUUAUACAUAUCAAGAAAAGUGCGAUUUCAUGCCGAAUGAAGCCUGGAAACUUGACAAACCCACAGUUACAAGAUCAGGUAGCCGUAGUUUUUAGUCGGUACAGGGAAUCAGGUCCUUUCGAAUUUCCUGACUCUCAGGUGACUGAAAAGCUAGCAAAAUAUAUAUCAACUUUAAAACAAGGACCGGAAGUUUGUGCUUUAAGUCAAUUUUUGAUAUAACCUUAUGUUCUUGUAUCUGUCCUCUUUUUAUAUAAAGGUGAAUAAAAAGAAGGAAAUGAUCAUUUAACAUCAGCUUUAUAUGGAUUCCAAUUAAUCAAGAUUUUACUUUCUUGACCCCUGAAACUAUUUUUGUUUGCUUGGCUAUGAUUAAAGCCUUUGGAAGUUGAGUUGAAAGGAAGUGUUUCCAUUAUGUUCCUGUUCUAUAGCUGCUCUGGUCAUUCCCUGAUUUUGAGAGUAGAU
This is a messenger RNA of Ceratotherium simum simum (southern white rhinoceros), 2254 nucleotides long. RefSeq names its product magnesium transporter MRS2 (gene MRS2). Gene Ontology annotation, molecular function: magnesium ion transmembrane transporter activity. Lineage: Eukaryota; Metazoa; Chordata; Mammalia; Perissodactyla; Rhinocerotidae. The record is from RefSeq and is a predicted model, not a curated record. Gene Ontology annotation, cellular component: mitochondrial inner membrane. Gene Ontology annotation, biological process: mitochondrial magnesium ion transmembrane transport.